UCGUAUCUUUUACUUCGUUCUCUGUUUAGCUGUAUUACCUCGCGUCCUUAGCGUUUUGACGUUGUGUUUUCAUUUAUUGAUCAAGUUUGGGAUAUAGGAGAAGUGGAUCAAUACCAUAUAGUCUUGCGUACUUGCUCCUUAUUUUAAAAGAUUGUUAAAUAGUGAUGUUUUCAAUGAGAAAAUCUAAAUCCAAGUUUUAAAUGCCUAAUGCUAGGACCAAAUAGUAAGUAAACAAAUAUCAAAAUGCAUCGACGAGGCGGGAAACGCAUUCGGAUGGAUGAUCCUCCACCGGAGUAUGUAAACCCUAUGACUCCCGCAACUCCUAUGACUGACUAUGGCGGACAGUCUGUACAUGAACCGGAAACACCCAAUGUGAAUUAUUCGGGCUUUAAUGUAGGGGCCGUCGCUAAUUCUACCAUAGCAGAAGCCGCCCCUAGAGAAGAAAGCGAAGAUCACACCGAGGAAGAGACGAGAUCACCAUCACCAGCCCCAACAAAACGAAUAACACGAAGCAGAGGACGAGGCGGUGAUGGUGGGUAUGUCGGCAGAUUAGCAGAGUCUCCUCCUCCCCCGCCUCUGCGAAGACGUGGGCGCGGCGGAAGAGGGCGAGGCCGUGGAAGAGGUGCUGCUCCUCCGCCAGCGUACUCGCCGCCACCCGUUCUACUACCGGGGGAUGAUGAAAACAGUCUCUACAAUAUACUUCGCUUUAACAAAACAGCGAUAAAUCAAGUGGUAGACAUGUGGAUAGAAGAGUACAAGAGCAACAGGGAGAGUGCCCUGGUGCAAUUGAUGCAGUUCUUUAUUAACUCGUCUGGUUGCCGCGGUAAGGUCACCCCCGACAUGGCACAGAUGGACCACACACUUAUUAUCAAGAAGAUGACACAAGAAUUUGAUGAGGAAAGUGGGGAAUAUCCUCUCAUUAUGACAGGACAGACAUGGAAGAAAUUCCGCUCAAACUUUUGUGAGUUUAUACAGACACUGGUGAAAAUGUGUCAGUACUCAAUUAUUUACGACCAGUACCUGAUGGACAACAUCAUCUCCCUGCUCACUGGCCUCUCAGAUUCGCAAGUGAGAGCUUUCAGGCACACAGCUACACUCGCUGUGAUGAAGCUGAUGACGGCGCUGGUGGACGUGGCUCUGCUGACGAGCGUGAACUGCGACAACUGCCUGCGCCAGUACGAGGCCGAGCGGCUCAAGGCGCGGGACAAGCGCGCCAGCGAGCGCCUCGAGGUGCUGGUCGCCAAGCGCCAGGAGCUGGAGGAGAACAUGGAGGAGAUCAAGAACAUGCUCUCCUACAUGUUCAAGUCCGUCUUUGUGCACCGAUACAGAGAUACGCUGCCCGAUAUCAGAGCCAUUACGAUGUCGGAAAUAGGUAUCUGGAUGGAGAAGUUCCCUGCACACUUUCUCGACGAUCUGUAUCUUAAAUAUAUCGGAUGGACCCUUCACGACAAAGUCGGCGAAGUCCGGCUGCGAUGUCUGCAAGCGCUGCAGCCGCUGUACGAGUGCGAGGAGCUGAAGGGCAAGCUGGAGCUGUUCACGUCCAAGUUCAAGGACCGCAUCGUGUCCAUGUCGCUGGACAAGGAGACCGAGGUCGCCGUGCACGCCGUGCGACUCGUCAUCGCCAUCCUCAAGAUGCACCCCGACGUGCUGACGGACAAGGACUGCGAGAACGUGUACGAGCUGGUGUACUCGUCGUGGCGCGGCGUGGCGGCGGCGGCGGGCGAGUUCCUCAACGUGCGGCUGUUCCGCUGCGACGAGGCGCCGCCGCCCGCGCGCUCGCGCCGCGGCAAGGCGCGCCUGCCCAACACGCCGCUCGUGCGCGACCUCGUGCAGUUCUUCAUCGAGUCCGAGCUGCACGAGCACGGCGCCUACCUCGUCGACUCGCUCAUCGAGUCCAACCCCAUGAUGAAGGACUGGGAGUGCAUGACCGACCUGCUGCUGGAGGAGGCGGGCGCCGGCGAGGAGGCGCUGGACAACAGGCAGGAGUCGUCGCUGAUCGAGCUGAUGGUGUGCUGCGUGCGGCAGGCCAGCACCGGCGAGCCGCCCGUCGGCCGCGGGGCCUCGCGCAAGCACCACCACAUGCUGUCGAAGGAGCAGGCCAAGAUGGUGAGCGACGACCGCGCCAAGAUGACGACGCACUUCAUGGUGACGCUGCCGGCGCUGCUGGACAAGUUCGGCGCCGACCCGGAGAAGCUCACCAACCUCGUGGCCAUCCCGCAGUACUUCGACCUGGAGCUGUACACCACGCAGCGGCAGGAGGGCAACCUGACGCUGCUGCUGAACAAGAUCCGCGAGAUCGUGAAGGUGCAGACGGAGGCCGAGGUGCUGGAGACGUGCGGGCGCACGCUGGAGGUGCUGUGCGGCGAGCAGCACGCCGUGUACACGCGCUGCAACGUGGCGCGCGCCACCGUCACCGACAUGUGCGUCAACCGCUACAAGGAGGCCAUCGACGACUACCGCAGCCUCGUCGAGGGCGGCGAGACGCCCGACGCCGACGAGGUGUUCAACGUCAUCAACUCGCUGCGCAAGGUGUCCAUCAUGUACAUGUGCCACAACCUCAACGACACCAACAUCUGGGACUCGCUGUUCGAGGACCUGCCCAAGUGCGUGCGGGGCAACGAGUCGGGCAUGCCGGCGCAGGCGCUGGUGUACGCGGUGCGCGCCUGCUUCUACUCCGUGCUGUGGUCGCUGCACGAGCUGGAGGAGCGCGGCGAGGGCGGGCCGCUGCGCGAGCGCCUGGCGGCCUACUGCGCGCUGUGCCGCGACGUGGUGGCGCGCGGGCUGUCGGCCGAGCUGCGCGAGGAGGCCUACACCAGCAUCUGCGACCUGCUCAUCUUCUUCGCCGAGCAGGCCGGCGCGCGCCGCCCGGCGCUGGAGGCCGACGCCGCGCUGUGCGACCUGCUCAACGACUUCGUGCAGGAGUUCGUCUUCGUGCACCACAACUACGACGGUCAAGACGAGAGACGCAUCGAGGAGUUACACAAGCGACGCAACUUCCUCGCCGCGUACUGCAAGCUCAUCGUGUACAACGUGGCGCCCAUUCGCCGAGCCGCCGACGUCUUCAAGCACUACAUCAAGUGCUACAACGACUACGGGGACAUCAUCAAGGCCACGCUGAGCAAGGCGCGCGAGAUCAACAAGCUGAGCUGCGCGCUGACCAUGGAGCUGGCCAUGCAGGCGCUGUACGCCGAGCUGGUGCAGCGCCACGCCUCGCCGCACCGCCAGCUGCCCGAGUUCCUCGAGCUCAAGGAGCUGGCCAAGCGCUUCUCCGUCAUGUUCGGGCUGGACGCCGUCAAGAACCGCGAGGCGCUGACCGCGCUGCACCGCGCCGGCGUCUCCUUCGCCGCGCUCGACCCGCCGCGGCACCUGCUGUUCCUCGAGCCGCUCGCCGAGUUCUCCGGCAAGCUGCUGCGCCAGGACAAGCGCGCCGUGCUCAAGUUCGCGGAGUCUCGCUUCUCGACGAUGCAGUGGGGCGAGGAGUGGGCGCCGCUGCUGGCCUACCGCAACUCGCUGCUGACCGACGCGCCCGACGAGCGGCCGCCGCCCGCGCGCCGCCACUACACGCGCCGCAACCGCGGACAGAACGAGGAGGAGGAGGGCGACGACAACGCGGACUCGGACGCGGAGGCCGUGUGAGCCCUCCGGCCGCCCGGCCCGUGCCCCGUCGGCCGGUUUCGAGACGACACUCGAAGAUGAUAUUUAUUCCGUUGUAACUUGCUCGCUUCGAUUCCUGGAUUUGUAUAAAGCAUCGAUAUUGACAAUACU
This is a messenger RNA of Vanessa atalanta (red admiral), 3765 nucleotides long. It is a transcript of the gene SA1, whose product is annotated as cohesin subunit SA-1. Gene Ontology annotation, biological process: sister chromatid cohesion. Gene Ontology annotation, molecular function: chromatin binding. The coding region runs from base 244 to 3636 and encodes 1130 amino acids. The record is from RefSeq and is a predicted model, not a curated record. The transcript is spliced from 13 exons. Gene Ontology annotation, cellular component: chromatin; cohesin complex; nucleus. Lineage: Eukaryota; Metazoa; Arthropoda; Insecta; Lepidoptera; Nymphalidae.